AUGGGAAACAAUCCUCGCUGCCACGAUCGACAUUACCAGGAACCGCGUCCUGCCAGCUGGACUCCCUUCUCAUCUUCUGCGUCCCUAGUCACCACCACUCUCCCUCCGAUCACCUCCUUGACGCGCAGCACUGGCAACAGCCGUGCCUCGUUUGCCUCCACUUCUUCCUCUCUAGCACAUUCAGUCUCCUCUGAUUCCGCGUCCACUCGCUCCAGUCCCCUCAACGAGCCACGAAGCCCCUACGAAGGUCAGCCUCUUCUCGCUCCAAGGCGAUUCUUCGGCGGGACGACGUCUUCCGUCAUGUCUCAGGUGCAGUCCUCGAUCUCUGCAGAACCUCACGUACACCCCUACUAUCACGACGCUCCAUCACGGCACAAUCGCACCAUCGAGGACGGCUCGCAUCUGUGGGGCGAUGGCAUGAAGGGCAUCUGGAACAGCCUCACCGGCGCUCCUCAUGGAAAGCCUCGUCCGCAGCCCGCAACCCCGACUAGCAAGGGUGAGCACCUCGAGCCUGCACGUCCCGCCGAUGUCGAGGCCGCCACGUCGAUCUGGGACGUCCCUCGUGAGACUGUCGCCAUGACCAUGGGCUUCCAGGGCAGCUACGAGGACCACUCGUUCCAAUCUCAACAAGGUUGGCAACAACAACAGCAACAGCAGCAGCAGCAGCAACAUCCGCACGCGGUUCCGUCUUACGCAGGUGCUGAACAGCAGCAAUCGCACCUGAACUACUCGUCGUCGUAUUCCAAUAUGCCUGCACCUUCAGGACUCACGGGUGCUACCGCCGACGCGACCCGAUCGCGUGGCAACUCUGAUGCCGGAGCCGUUGGCGACCGUCAUUACCCGCGUAGACCCAACUAUCAGCACACCAGAUCCAACGACGCAUCUGCCGACGCUCCGCACAAUGGUCAGUGGUGGUCAGCCGACUCGCACGCCGCUGUCGACGAUGCUUCGCACUACGGCGCUCGACGUCUGCAGCCGCCUCCGUUGCCCGAGACCCGCUCUACUUCGCGACCCACUUGGCCCAACACAAGCGGUUUCGACAUGAACGGUUACGAGUUCCCGCAGUCCAGCCUGGGCAAGCGAUCCUACGACGAGGACGCCAUGGGUGGAUCGACACAGGGCGGUACCAGCGAUACGAAUGAGACCGCUGCACGCAGAUAUUCUCUCACGGCCAACCUGUCGUUUUCCAGGCCAUUGGCACCCAUCAGCAGUAUGAUGAACAACUACCGUCCUUCGCACAGCGACCCUCGCCGACCCUCGCUUCCCUCGGAUCCAUAUGGACAGCAACAACCAACAACGGCGGCAACGGCGGCGCAACGUGCUGGGUAUCCCAGCCCAUCGCAAUGGAGCCCCUGGAGUCACGCUGCGUCGCAACCUGGAGUAGCGGGCUCGAUGAGCACCUCGAGCUCGUCACCUGUAUUGCCAGGCUGGCGCGACAAUGGCGCCGUGCGAUACGGCGUCGAGGCCAGCUAUCCGUCCCCGAGCGGUAUGGCUGGCAGCGACAAGCGUCAACGUGACCGCUCCUCGUCAUCAGCUUCAGCCGCGCAGCAACAAGCCAACGUGCUCGCCAAUACGCCCUUCCACAUCACCACGGACAUUGUCCUCCGCGCGCCCGCCGGCAGCAAGAUGGAAGAUGUCUACUACGAUCAGCACUGCGAGAUCCGCACGGGUCUGGCCGACCCGCCCAAAUCCGACUUUGAGGUGGAAAACGAAGAGGACCGUCCACGCCGUCAGACGGACAAGCUGCGUUUCCCCGGCGAUCUCUACACGCCGCGAUGGGUGCGCGGCUCGGGCAAUGCACGCGAAGCCUGGUGCGAUCGGUGCGAGAGCGGCAACUGGCUGCAGCUCAAGAACUCGCAGUACUGGUACGACCAGGUGCACAAGCACGGCAUCUCGUCCGUGUCCGGCCUGCGUUUCACGGCGCCCACGCAUCUCAAGGUGUACGCCGAUGCGGCGGGCACCGUCGAGGGCAAGUGCCACCAGUGUAAAGAGUGGGUUUUGAUCUGCACGGCCAAGAGACGUCGCAACUUUGCGGCGUUUUUCAAGCACGCGCAUGCCUGCCAUUCGUACAGAAAGGCGAGCGCUGUGGGCAACGGACCAUAUGUCGAGCACAACCCGGGUGGGCACAGGAACAGCAAGAAGAGCGGUAGCGGCGAUUCGGUUUGA
Molecule: messenger RNA, 2166 nt
Organism: Sporisorium graminicola
Lineage: Eukaryota; Fungi; Basidiomycota; Ustilaginomycetes; Ustilaginales; Ustilaginaceae
Exons: 1
Coding region: 1-2166 (721 amino acids)
Source: RefSeq, a predicted model, not a curated record